Daldinia childiae is the source of this 651-nucleotide messenger RNA. Its product is annotated as ER lumen protein-retaining receptor. NCBI's taxonomy places the organism in Eukaryota, Fungi, Ascomycota, Sordariomycetes, Xylariales, Hypoxylaceae. The record is from RefSeq and is a predicted model, not a curated record. The coding region runs from base 1 to 651 and encodes 216 amino acids. Gene Ontology annotation, molecular function: ER lumen protein retrieval receptor activity. Gene Ontology annotation, biological process: protein retention in ER lumen; endoplasmic reticulum to Golgi vesicle-mediated transport. Gene Ontology annotation, cellular component: membrane; cis-Golgi network; endoplasmic reticulum. The transcript has 4 exons.
AUGCCGUUAAACAUCUUCCGAGUCCUGGGAGACUUCUCCCAUUUAGCGUCUAUCGGGAUCCUCUUACACAAGAUGAUCGAGCUCAAUGGCGCUUCUGGUAUCUCGUUCAAAUCACAAGCUUUGUAUCUAAUUGUUUACGUUACCCGAUAUCUAGAUCUCUUCAGCACGUCGAGCAUCUACAACAUCAUCUUCAAGAUUCUCUUCAUCAGUAGUCAGGGCUACAUCAUCUACCUAAUGACCACCAAGUACAAGCCGACCAUCGAUCCGAGCCAAGAUACCUUCCGCGUCCAAUAUCUUCUGGGUGGUGCUGCCGUCCUCGCGAUUCUCCUUCCGUAUAAGUAUACAUUUUCGGAGAUCAUGUGGGCGUUCUCGAUCUGGCUGGAAUCCGUAGCUAUCCUUCCUCAACUGUUCAUGUUGCAGAGGACCGGCGAGGCUGAAGUCAUUACCACCCACUAUCUCUUCGCGCUCGGCAUCUACCGCACUCUCUACAUCCCCCCCAACUGGAUCUACAGGUACCUCACCGAGCCCGACCACAAGGCUGACUGGAUCGCCAUCGUCGCCGGUCUCAUCCAGACGGUUCUAUACAGCGACUUCUUCUGGAUCUACUACAACAAGGUGCUCAAGGGCAGGAAGUUCAAGUUACCCGUAUAA